AUGCGACUGUUUCAGAUUUGGUUACUCUCCUCACACGUGAGAGUAGGAGGAGGAGGUCUAGCUCGAAGAGCGCGGAGAUUCUACGUGGCUCCUCUAUCAAUCACACACCCAGAGAAACUCGAGAGAGAAGGUCAAAGUAAGGUCAAAGCAGUGGAAAUAAACGAAACAGGGGUUUUGCAAGUACUCACUAGUUUAAAAGAACAUCCUUAUCGUGCUUUAUCGUUUCUGAAACGAAUUGAAGGAAACAGAGAUUCUUUACUUAGCCUCCAAGCUUACGCCACUGUUGUUAGAAUCCUCUGUAAUUGUAGUUGUCGUUUAGAUAAGAAGCUUGAUGAGUUGCUUGUGGAGAUUAUUAAGAGAGGAGAUGAGGGAUGUGGUUUCAGUGUUAGGGAUUUGUUGAAUGUUAUUGAAGAAGAGGGAGAGGAAGUGUUGAAGAGGUUAUGUGGUUCUUUGGUUAAAGCUUAUGCUAAUCUCAACAUGUUUGGUGAAGCUAUAGAUAUUUAUUGUUAUUCAACGCCGUGUGCAAGUUCGUUUAAUAUUCUUAUUUCUCGUAUGGAUGCUUGUGGGGAAUAUGACAUGGCUUUGUUUCUGUUCCGUAAGUAUGGUUUAGUUGCUGAUGAUGCGGGUACUCGUUUGCUUGUGGUCAAGGCGUAUCGCAAAGUGGUCGUUGGUUUGUGUGAGGAGAUGAAAAUGGAGGAAGCUGAAGAGCUUGUUGAUGAGAUGGAGAAGAAACAUGGGAUUGGUCAGGAUGUGUGUGUUUACUCUGCCAUCAUUGAAGGACAUCGCAAGAGGAUGAACUUCCCUAGAGCUUUGCAGUUUUUCAACGAUGUUGUGGUGGGGAGAGGUGAGAGAAUGAAGAUAAACCGUGUGAUUGCAAGCUCCAUCCUUGAUUGCUGCUGUCACAUGGGAAAGUUUGCGGAAGCUUAUGAUCUGUUUAUCCAGUUUAAAGACUUGAAUGUUUCACUAGACAGGGUUUGCUACAACGUGGCGUUUGAUGCUUUGGUAAAACUUGGUAAAACGCAAGAGGCGCUUGAGUUGUUUAGAGGAAUGACGCGUAAUGGAAUGUCUCCUGAUGUCAUCAACUACACGACUUUAAUAGGUGGUUGCUGUGCACACGGCGAAGUCGACCAAGCGCUUGAUCUGGUUCUGGAAAUGGAAAAAGAAGGUAAAAAGCCUGAUAUCGUCACGUACAACGUACUCGCCGGUGGGUUAGCUAGGAAUGGUGAUGUAGAGAGCGUAAACAGAACGCUAGAACUAAUGAAAAGCCGAGGUGUAAAGCCCACUAACGUUACACAUAACAUGGUCAUCCAAGGCCUUGUUGUUGCAGGCAAAACACACGAGGCUGAUGCUUACUAUGAUAAAUCUCAGGGAAAUGAUGCAAGUUUCAUAAAAGCUUAUUGUGAAACUGGUCGUCUUGAUGAAGCCUUUGAACGAUUCUACAUGCUAGACUUCCCUCUUCCCAAGAAUGUGUACUUCAUACUAGUCAAUAGCCUUUGUGCCAGUGAUAAUCAUCACAUCUACAAAGCUCAGUUAGUACUGAACAAAAUGUACAAACUUGGAGUUCAACCUGGGAAGAGCGUGCAUGGGAUCAUGAUCAGCGCUUGGUGUCGAGUUAGGAAAGUGGAGAAUGCCCUGCGGAACUUCAAACUUUUACUUAAUUCUAGGGAGAUUAUCCCUGAUAAGUACACUUACACAACCAUGAUUAACAGCUACUGCCUGGUGAACCGGUUUGAUGAAGCCUAUGCUAUUUUUAAGGACAUGAAGAAGAGAAGAGUCAUUCCUGAUUUGGCAACAUACACAAUUUUUCAAGAUCACGACCCGAGACCUGAUAUCAUGAGAGAUAUGGAGGCCCGUAACUUUGAACCAGACGUUUACUACUACACGGUUUGGAUUCAUUGGGAGUGCAGAAUUGGGGAAGUUGAAACUGCGGAAAAGAUGUUUCGUCAAAUGAUUGAAAGUGGGGUGGAGCCUGAUGAUAUGGCCUACGCAGUACUAAUCAAUGGCUGUUUCAAUAACAAAUGUGAAGUUUGCAUUGUUAGAUAUGUUGAACUUAUUCAAGAGAUGGUGGAUAAAUGGAUGAUGACGCCAUCUAAAGCUUGUGAGGAUCUUUAUCUACUUAUGCAUGAGAUGGUGGAAAGGGGGAUGAGGCCAUCUAAAGAUUGCAUUGAGCUAUAUGUUAAACUCACCGGAGAGAUGGUGGAAGAUGGGAUGAUGACGCCAUCUAAAGCUUGCGAGGAUCUUUGUGUACUUAUGCAAGCGAUGGUGGAAAAGGGGAUGAUGACACCUAAAGAUUGCAUUAAGCUAUAUGUUAAACUCACCGGAGAGAUGAUGGAAAAUGGGAUGGAGUUAUCUAAACCUUGCAAGGAUCUUUGUGUACUUAUUGGAGGGAUGUUGGAAAAGGGGAUGACGCCACCUAAAGCUUGCAUUAAUCUAUAUGUUAUACUUAUGGAAGAGAUGGUGGAAAAUGAGAAGACGACACAUGAAGCUUGCAAAUAUCUAUAUGUUAUACUUAUUCAAGAGAAGGUGGAAAAGGGGAUGGAGCCAUCUAAAGCUUGCAAAGAGGUAUAUGUUAUACUUAUUAAAGAGAUGAUGGUAGAUAAUGGGAUGAGACCACCUGAAGCUUGCAACGAUCUUUAUGUUGAACUUAUUCGUGAGAUGUUGGAAAAGGGGUUGAGGACACCUAAAGCUUACAUGGAUCUAUAUGUAAAACUCAUUGAAGGGACGGUGGAAAAUGGAGUGACGUAGCUGUGGAUACACUAAUUGCCAUGUGGGGUUCUCGCAGAUUCUCUGUCAGAUGUAACAGUUUGUAACGGUUAUAUAGUUCUUUUACAACAACUUUACAUCAUCUGUUUGUUGAAAUCACAUGCUCAGGCAUUGUGCCAAGUUCAUUCAAGUUCAUUAACCAGUUUUUUUUUUUCUGACAAAAGCUCGAAGAAAGAGUGUUCUUUUCAU
Molecule: messenger RNA, 2952 nt
Organism: Eruca vesicaria subsp. sativa (arugula)
Lineage: Eukaryota; Viridiplantae; Streptophyta; Magnoliopsida; Brassicales; Brassicaceae
Source: the annotation of a GenBank genome assembly